Messenger RNA from Nerophis ophidion (straightnose pipefish), 1601 nucleotides. RefSeq names its product cell division cycle 123 homolog (S. cerevisiae) (gene cdc123). NCBI's taxonomy places the organism in Eukaryota, Metazoa, Chordata, Actinopteri, Syngnathiformes, Syngnathidae. Gene Ontology annotation, cellular component: cytoplasm. The transcript has 13 exons. The coding region runs from base 117 to 1142 and encodes 341 amino acids. The record is from RefSeq and is a predicted model, not a curated record.
GAUGAUGAACUUCACAGUGCAGUGGAAGCCAACUUGGUGCAGUAAAUAAUGGCGGAACUAUUCCGGCGCGGAAGACAAUAAGGGAGGGAUUGAGUUCCGCCAUUAUAAGUUGCAGCAUGAAGAAGGAACAUGUCCAACAUUGUCAAUUUUCUGUCUGGUAUCCAAUAUUUAAGCAGCAUACAAUUAAAAGUGUGAUUCUUCCCCUGCCUCAGGAUGUCAUAGACUACUUCCUGGACGACGGGACCCUGGUAGUCCCUGGGAGUCACCACGCUGCACAGCAGACGCACAUUAACGGCGACUUAGAUGGUGAGGAAGACAUUCAGUGGUCUGAUGAUGAAACAACUACCACUGUCACAGCUCCAGACUUCCCAGAAUUCACUGCUCAAGUGCUGGAGGCCAUCAACGCUUUGGGCGGCCGCGUCUUUCCCAAACUCAACUGGAGCGCUCCAAGGGACGCCAACUGGAUCGCACUCAACAGCUCCCUCCAGUGUCGCAGUCUCAGCGAGAUAUUUCUGCUCUUCAAAAGCUCCGACUUCAUCACACGUGACCUCACGCAGCCAUUUGUCCACUGCAGCGACCAGGACUCCCCCGACCCAAACAUCAGUUUUGAGCUGGUCUUGAGGAAAUGGAGUGAGCUGAUCCCUGGGGGAGAGUUCCGCUGCUUUGUGAAAGAAAACAAGUUGAUCGCCAUCUCCCAGAGAGACUACACUCAGUACUACCCACACAUCCUCAAACAGCAGGACUCCAUCCUGCACGCCAUUCUGGACUUCUUCAACCAGCGCAUCCAGCAUGCCUUCUUAGAUGAAGACUUCGUGUUGGAUGUGUACAGAGACAGCCAGGGGCGGGUGUGGCUCAUUGACCUGAACCCAUUUGGCGAGGUCACCGACUCGCUUCUGUUCAGCUGGGAGGAGCUAAGGUGUGGGGGAGGAGUCGGCCAGCAGCAGGAAGGCCCUGACUUCCGCUACACCACCAGCGAGGUGACGGUGCAGCCCAGUCCCUGCCUCAGCUACAGAAUCCCACGCGACUUUGCCGACCUUUCAACUGGAGAAGACGCCUAUAAACUCAUUGACUUCCUCAAGCUGAAGAAAAGCCAAGAAGAGGAGUCCUCGGACGAGGAUGUUGAUGCUGCACAAGCACACUGAUGACUGGAUGACAUGUCCCAUCAUGCACCUCUCACAAUCAACACCUGGAUGUCCUGCUAGCAUGUCAACAUCCGACCCUGCACUUCUCCAUUAAUCUUUUCAUGCUGGACAUAGGGAGACCCCAAGUCCUUUUAACCACAGACUAAUAUAUUUACACAAGUUGUGUAUGAUUUUAAAACAAGUGCAUUUGAAAUUGCAGGGGGAAAAAAAAAAUAGUGCUGACAUUGCACUUCAUUUUAAACAUUUAACUCAUUCCUUUACAGAAUAAGAACAUUUAAAAAACAAGUGCAACUGUACUUACUUGCACAGAAGUAUCAACAUUGUAUUUCCAUGUCAUAUUGCAUUGGAACUAGUUCCACAGCAGUUUGUAUUCUUUCCUUAUCUCAUUGAUCUCAUCUCAUACCGAAUGUGUGUUGAUGUGUUCGUGCACAUAAUAAAAAAAACGUUAUUAUGGUCUUA